CGCGCCGACGCGCACAACUGGAAAAGCAGCCUCGAGAAGCCAAAAAGAGGCACGCGGUCGCAUGGCCGGCGACGGCGAGGGGGCCGCCGCCUUUGCGGUGGCGAAGGCGGAGUGGCUCGCUGGGUCUGGUGGCCUGCCGCUGCUGCGGUGGUGGCGCGCGUCGGGCGGCGGCGAGCUGCUGCGGGGCUGGGACGCGGUGCGCGCCGGGGCAGUGGCGCCGGCGCUCGCGGCGGUGUCGGGCGCGUGCCUCGCCAUGUCGGCCAUGCUGCUCGCCGAGGCCGUGUUCAUGGCCGCCGCCAGCCUCGUGCGGCGCCGUCCCGAGCGGCGGUACAGCGCGGGCCCGCUCGGCGCCCAGGACGGCGAGGACGAGGACGAGGAGCGCGGCCUCCUCGGCUACCCCAUGGUGCUCGUCCAAAUCCCCAUGUACAACGAGAGGGAGGUGUACAAGCUUUCGAUUGGAGCAGCGUGUGGGCUGUCGUGGCCGUCGGAUAGGGUCAUCGUACAGGUUCUAGACGAUUCCACGGAUCCAACCAUCAAGGAUCUGGUGGAGCUGGAAUGCAAAAUUUGGGCUAAGAAAGGCAAGAACGUAAAAUAUGAGGUCAGAAACAAUCGAGAAGGAUACAAGGCUGGUGCACUGAAAGAGGGGAUGCUGCAUGCUUAUGUCCAACAGUGUGAUUUCCUCGCUGUAUUUGAUGCCGAUUUCCAACCGGAGCCCGACUUCCUCAUGAGAACCAUCCCAUAUCUCUCACGUAAUCCACAAAUUGCUCUUGUUCAAGCACGCUGGGAGUUUGUUAAUCCCAAUGAAUGCCUGAUGACAAGGAUACAAAAGAUGACACUAGAUUAUCACUUUAAAGUAGAGCAGGAGGCAGGUUCAUCUACAUUUGCCUUCUUUGGUUUUAAUGGAACUGCUGGGGUAUGGAGAAUUUCUGCCAUCAAGGAAGCUGGGGGCUGGGAUGAUCGAACCACAGUUGAAGACAUGGAUUUGGCAGUCAGAGCAGGCUUGAAAGGAUGGAAAUUUGUGUAUGUUGGCGAUGUCAAGGUAAAAAGUGAACUGCCAAGCAAUCUGAAGGCAUAUCGUCGUCAACAACACCGUUGGACAUGUGGGGCAGCAAAUUUAUUCCGAAAGAUGGGAGCAGAGAUAUUGCUUACUAAGGAGGUGUCACUUUGGUGGAAGCUUUAUUUGCUAUACAGCUUCUUCUUGGUGAGGAAGGUUGUUGCUCAUGUGGUACCUUUCGUGCUCUACUGUGUAGUGAUCCCAUUUUCGGUGCUAAUUCCUGAGAUCAAAAUUCCUGCUUGGGGGGUGGUUUAUAUUCCGACAGCAAUAACCAUUUUAUACGCCGUCCGAAAUCCAAGUUCUAUCCACUUCAUACCAUUCUGGAUCCUCUUUGAGAAUGUCAUGUCUUUUCACCGAACAAAGGCAACGUUCAUCGGUUUGCUGGAGUUGGGAAGCGUAAACGAGUGGGUGGUCACGGAGAAGCUUGGCAGUGUAAGCAAUACAAAGCCCGUGCCUCAGAUACUCGAAAAGCCUCGCUGCAGGUUUUGGGACAGAUGGACCGUGUCAGAACUUCUGUUUGCUGUGUUCCUUUUCGUUUGUGCGACCUACAACUUGGUGUAUGGAAGCGACUUCUAUUUCAUCUACAUAUAUCUGCAGGCUAUAACAUUUAUCAUUGUUGGCACUGGUUUCUGCGGAACCUCUAACUCAUAGCAGCCAUAACAACUGAUCCAACCACAGGAACUAUAUCUUCACUGUAGGCAUGAUGUAACAACCUUGUUUUCUAGGGAAUAUUUUCUAUGUAAUAACCUCAUUCCUUUCGCUGUGAAUAGCAUCAGGCAAAGCGCAGCUGCCUUUUAGAAACAGGCUGGCGGAAAUCUAAAACGUCAUUUCCGUGUAACAACGUUCCACUAUUAUUGUACUUCUGCUUUUACAUUUGCCGGGAUCGUGCUAUCAGCACAAUUUGGGAAUACAAUCACAUUGUACCGUUAAA
Molecule: messenger RNA, 1985 nt
Organism: Triticum aestivum (bread wheat)
Lineage: Eukaryota; Viridiplantae; Streptophyta; Magnoliopsida; Poales; Poaceae
Product: probable glucomannan 4-beta-mannosyltransferase 3
Exons: 9
Coding region: 62-1705 (547 amino acids)
Cellular component (GO): Golgi apparatus
Molecular function (GO): mannan synthase activity
Source: RefSeq, a predicted model, not a curated record